Molecule: messenger RNA, 4071 nt
Organism: Owenia fusiformis
Lineage: Eukaryota; Metazoa; Annelida; Polychaeta; Sabellida; Oweniidae
Source: the annotation of a GenBank genome assembly
GAACUGAGUGUAUUGGAUUUGCCGUGAUUGCUUCGGAUUCCUGGAACUAUAGGGAAAAUCGCAGAGUUCGAACAACUUUGGUCCGAGAAGACGGGGCAUGGGCACCUGGAUCUAAAAUUCUGCUGGUCUUUAAUCAACCGACUUCAAUUGUAAACUCUGGAAUGAAUCGCGCCAAAGUCACGAAAACGUGUACACAUAACGGAGAAACAUGUGCUUAUGUUAUCGAAACCAAUAAUUAUGAUGUGACAAACCUGGAGAUUCAAAUUGAUGUACCCAAGGCAUCGAGAUAUGGCAAAGGCGUCAAAGUAGGAUCAGCGUAUUUCCAAAACGAAUACGGAUGUUCCAAUAUUGAUUCGUGUAAUUUAGGAAUGGAAAUCGAGGAAGACCCAAUAAUAACAAGUGGUAUAGAAAAUGGCAAAGUUGUGUUGAAGGCCUCAAUUAAAUUGGCAUCAAAAAGUCGUAAACGUCGCCAAGCAGAUUGCAUAGAGGGAGAGACUUGUACUGAAAGACCGGUUGAAGUCACAACAAAAUCAACAACUGCAAGCAUUGCCUGUCCAGGAUGUCAAGACGAAGUUAAUUGCCCGGGCGACGCAGGUUAUAACGAGGAAUGGUGCAUUGCGGCAGCUGCAGGGACUGGAGGAGGAACUGAGGGAGGAGGAACUGAGGGAGGCGAAGCAACAAUAACGUGUCCGGGAUGUCAAAAAGAAGUUAAUUGCCCGGGCGAUGCAGGUUAUAACGAGGAAUGGUGUAUUGCGGCAGCUGCAGGGACUGGAGGAGGAACUGAGGGAGGCGGAGCAACAAUAACGUGUCCGGGAUGUCAAAAAGAAGUUAAUUGCCCGGGCGAUGCAGGUUAUAACGAGGAAUGGUGCAUUGCGGCAGCUGCAGGGACUGGAGGAGGAACUGAGGGAGGCGGAGCAACAAUAACGUGUCCGGGAUGUCAAGAAGAAGUCAAUUGCCCGGGCGACGCAGGUUAUAACGAGGAAUGGUGUAUUGCGGCAGCUGCAGGGACUGGAGGAGGAACUGAGGGAGGCGGAGCAACAAUAACGUGUCCGGGAUGUCAAAAAGAAGUUAAUUGCCCGGGGGAUGCAGGUUAUAACGAGGAAUGGUGCAUUGCGGCAGCUGCAGGGACUGGAGGAGGAACUGAAGGAGGCACCGGUGGAGGAACUGAAGGAGGCACUGAUGGCGGAACUGAAGGAGGCAUUGGUGUAGGGACUGAAGGAGGCACUGGUGGUGGAACUGAAGGAGGCACUGGUGAAAAUGGAAAUGGUGAGGAGGCUGGAUUCAAUGCAAUCGUUGAAUUUGAAUGGUUUGCUGGAUCUAAGGUGAUAAAAGAGGAAGUAUUUAAAGAACCUCCGUAUGUGUCCACUUUGGAAGAAGAGGAUAUAAAAGAGAAUAUUGGAAAGGAGAUUACAAUCGUCGUCAAAGCUAAGGAAGACCCAAGCAAGCCGUUUGGCUGUCCAGUCUCACCAAAAGAGCCCGUCGUUGCUGGAGUUGAGAUAUCAACUGAGACAAGCGUUGAUAUAAAGGAGGGAGGUGAAGUGGGCUAUGUUAAAAUAAAACCUACUUUACCCCCAACGGACAAUAUAACCAUACAGGUUGGUAUAAAUUCUAAAACAAGCGGCUUCAGACCAGUGAAGAUCCUAGGUACAAAUGAAGAGAUUCCUCAACUGAUUGUUGAGUAUUCAGGUUCUGGGGCUGUCCCAUGUGGCGUGACAUUUACCAAAGAUAAUUGGGAGGAGGGCCAGCUUAUAGGGUUCAAGGCCACACAGGACUUGGUGUAUGAUAGAGACCAGACUGGUACAGUAGACUGGAUGAUCACAUCAUCUCCUGAACUCUGGAAGGAAUGUACAAUCGAAGAAACGGAGAUCAGGGUGCGCGAUGGUGAUGUGCCAAGGGCUCGAGGAAUGUCUGUUAAUGACCCACAUAUCACUACAUUUGAUGGGAAAUUCUACAACAACUACCUUCGUGGAGAGUUCGUCCUCUACCGAAACAAGGAGGCAAAUCAAGAGGUCCAUGUGUUCUAUGAGGAGUGUGGGCGGGGUAGCCAGGCAAGUUGCAAUUGUGGUGUUGCAAUUAGGAGUGGCACGUUCGUCUUUCUGCUGCACAAAUGCAUGAGGGCACGAUAUUGGGUUGAGAAAACGUUCGGAGAAGAGAUACCAACAGGUUUCAUGAUUGUACCAAAACCUGCAAAAACCAGACAGCGAUAUGAUGUCCACCUCCCAACAGGUACCCGAAUAGAGAUACGUAAAAGUAACGUAUUUAUUAAUGUCUGGGUUCAACCAUCACCGGCUGAUUUCGAGAAGACAGAUGGAUUACUAGGAUUCUUUGACAAGAAUCCCAGAAACGACUUGAAAAUGCCCAAUGGUAAUGUAUUCAAAGGACGCUUCGAUGCACAUCAGCAACCAAUUGCAUUCAUCAAGGCUUGGAGAGUAGCACGGACUAACUCCUAUUUUUCUGAACUGAAUGCUGAUCAGCUGAAAGAAUAUACUGCAGUUAAAAAGUCGGACAGAACAUUCUGUAAAUGCAUCAUCGAAAAUGGCAGGAUUGAAAGCUCUUGCCAACAUAAGACUGAUGUUAUCGCCAAACACAGACCCAAUGCGGAAGAAGAUGUAACCGAGGAAAUGGUUGCGAGAACACGCCGCAAAAAAGAAAGAAACGCAAGAAGAAGGAAGAACAGAGGGAAAAGACAGACAACAGACCCUGAAAAUGAAAAUGUGUUUGAGUACGAUGAAAACUUUGAAGCAAAGGACAUUUCGUGGCCAAACAAUGGUUGGACAAAUGAAUCUGCGACUGAAUUCUGUAACGAAUAUUUGACUGAAUCUACAAUAGGCAAAGGCUGUACUACAAUACCGAAUGUCGAUAUCAAUGUGGAGCUGCAAUCAUGUGUCCUUGAUAUUCAGUUGGCUGGCAACACAGACUGGGCAGAGGCUGCAUUGUCAUCCCUGAUGCAAAAAUGCGAAAACGAAAUUAAACAGAACGAUGAAAAUAGCGACGAUGCAGCAAAGGUUUUAGGUAAACUGUGUCCAAACAAUUGUAAUGGUCAAGGCGAGUGUAUUGAGGGGAAUUGUAAGUGCAACUACGGUUACAUUAGCGAUGAUUGUUCAGUAGACAAAUCCCAAGCCCCGACGUCGUUGGAAUUUGACGACGAACCCGUGUGUGAUCAAACAGAAGAGGAUUGCCUUGAAAUAACCAUAUUAGGAACUGGAUUUGCUGACACACCCGAUUUGACAUGCAAGUGGGAAGCCAUGCAGAUUCACAAUGGCAUGACUGUUGUACACAAUGUCUACACACAACCAGCGACUAUGCUCGCCUUUGAUCAAGUUAUCUGCAAACUAGACAAAUCUAAAUCGAAGAGAGACAUCGGAGCGCCAGUAUCAAGUGGUUAUCUAAUUAGUAUCAGUAAUGAUGCUGAAACGUACGGAGAGAAACUCCGAUAUAUUCUCUACGACUCGACGUGCAUGGAUUGCUCUGCAGAAGGAGCGUGUACUCAUAAGAGAGACACGUGCUUUAUAGAUACACGGUGCUAUGUCCAUGAUGAUCUAAAUAGUGCUGAUGAUUGUGAAAGGUGCGACAGUGUAGCCAGUCAAACUUCCUGGACCAGGUCGAAAGCUGCUGAAUGCAACAAUCUUCAUGGGACCAACAUUGUCAUCAUUGUCGUAAUCGUUGUCCUAACUGCCAUCUGCCUCAUCGUGGCCAUUGUAGCAGGAGUUCUCCUGUCCCGCCACAAUAAGAAAAGUAAAAUCCAAGAAGAUAAUGGAAAUACUUUAACACGAGCCCAGAAAACAUAUGGAUACGUCACAGCGUAGAUAUGAACAAUUACAAUAUGAACAAUUACUGUAGGCUACUAGUUAGUACUCCUAAGUCAACAAGAGAAACAUAAAUCCAAUCUGUAAUGCAAAUGGUCUCAUGGAAUUCUGAAUUAUUGUACUUCAUAUCAUUUCUCAAAUCUAUUGGGAACCAUUACGUAUGCAUGAACACGUUUCAGGAGUAAUCGUAUCGCUCCUCUCUCGUGGGUGCUGUUGGGAGUGACUGUUGCGGGACCAUCUAAACAUAUCUGAUAACUUUUAAUUA